This is a messenger RNA of Mytilus californianus (California mussel), 4809 nucleotides long. RefSeq lists its product as uncharacterized. NCBI's taxonomy places the organism in Eukaryota, Metazoa, Mollusca, Bivalvia, Mytilida, Mytilidae. The transcript has 14 exons. The coding region runs from base 113 to 2917 and encodes 934 amino acids. Gene Ontology annotation, molecular function: ATP-dependent protein folding chaperone; ATP binding. The record is from RefSeq and is a predicted model, not a curated record.
GCACAAGGAAAUAAUAUUCUAUUUUUAACGAAAUAAACACCAGAUCUAAGUCAAAUGAUUUUCCGAAAGUUAAAUCUUUAUUUUGUAAACUGUUGAUGAUAAGCAAUACCAGAUGCCUAUGAUCAAACCUGAUUUACGAUUUAUUAUGUCAAACGAUGAAACUCUUGAAAGUUUGAUAAAAGGCACUGCACGUAAUCGGAUAAAGCAGAACUUUUGCUGUUUGAAACAAUUCCUUGUAAAUUGCAAUAUUGACGAACUGAUUGAAACAUCUUACCAGGACAAGCUAAUUGAUUACGCUAUGUACAACACUAUGAAGGAUUUGCGUGGUUCUGUUCUGCAAGUUGAAGGUAUUCUGAAAAGAGCAUCUGAAGCAGACGAAGACAAAUGUUGGAAUUUUCUAAAUCUUCUGGCAAAUGUUACAGGUUUUAAUUUGAGGACUUUGCUAAAGCCAGAAAAAACCAUUUCCGAAGAGUCAAAACAACGUUUUAAAAAUGUCACAAAAAGCUGCCUUCAGGAACAUACAGAGUAUAUAAAAGACCAGUUAGAAAUUAAAAAGACGCUGGAUAUAAUGCUAGAAUAUAAUGUCAUAACGGUCAGAGACCAUGACGAUAUUCAAGCUGCUAAAGGUCGUAGGAAAAAGGUCGAAACGUUCAUCAACUGUGUGUUUGGAAAAGCGCAAGUUGAUUGGAUCCCAAAAUUUCUGUAUGUAUUGGAUCAUGAGGGAUAUUCAAAUUUAGCCGACCAAUUAACAAGAACACGACCUAUUUCACCUAUUCAAGAUCUCUACAUUCCACAUGGACAAACACGGAGAUUAACUGCCCGAGUGAGAGCGCUUCCAGAAAACACAGAAAGACACUUGCUUGAAAAUGAUGGUGUUCUUGUAGACGCAGCUGUUCAAUCUGUAUUUAGCAGCCCUCUUCUUAAUUUGAGAGAGGGGUCGAUAUAUCUCUUACUCAACAUUUCAAAAGACAAAUCAUUUGAAAUGCGACAUACAGCAACCAAAACGAUGACAUCCUUGGUACGGAAGAUGCUGCAAAGUGAAAAAUUAAAAGACAGCAUUACAGAGAAAACUUUUGUUCUGGUAGAAAUUGAAGAAACUGAUGAAGAUGCAUUUCUAAAUGAGACAUUUGAUGAAGAGCUGGUUUUGACAAGUGUUGGACCACAGUAUGAAAAAGAAUGUUCCAGAUGCAUACAAAAGACCAUUAUAGAUAACUAUGAUUUUAUAUUGGAUGAGAUUGAAACUGAUGCUAUUACAGAAACCUUGAAUAAGGCGGAAAUUGUGCCUGAUUUUAUUCGACACAAGUGUAUAGACAAUAUGGGUAGUAUAUCAAGAACACAAAGAGUUGGUAUUUUUCUACAAUACGUUCUUACACGAGAAAGUAUGCUUAAAACAUUCAUGCACGUGUUAGUUAAUCAGGAGAUAGAUGUGGAGAGAAAAAUGUGCUCUGAAUGUAGUGGAAUACAUGUAAAGCAUUCGUUUGGAGACAAACAGAAAAAAAGAACAUUUCAAUUCCAAAUAGAGAAAGAUGAAUAUGGGGAAAUUAUCGUGCAGUUCAAAGAUACAUUUCAUGAACCUGGUGAACAUGGUAAAGUAGAAUUAGGACAUGGUAAAGCAGAAGAACAUGCACCAAUAGAAGUGACAGUUGUGGCAGCUAUUGACAUCGGGACGAGCUAUUCAGGAUAUGCAUAUUCAACUGUAAAAGCCUACCAAACUGAUCACUUAGAUAUAACAUGUAAUCAAUCAUGGAGUUCUGGAGGGAAACAGCUUAUUUCGUCUAAAACUCCUUCUUGUAUUCUUAUGACAAAAGGAAAAGAAUUAGUUUCCUUUGGCUACGACGCAGAAAAAGAGUAUGAAAAUAUAAUUGCCGAAGGAAACGAAGAAAGUUAUUACUUCUUCGACAAAUUCAAAAUGGCUCUUCAUAAAACAAAGCUUGAACCUGAACAGAUUGAAAUCAGAGAUGUUCAUGACCAUGCAGUUGCAGCCAUAGAUGUAUUUGCAUUGGCUAUUAAGGCUUUGAAAGAGGAUCUUGAACAGCACUUAAUUGAAAGAAUAGAAUUUUCUCGUGAGAAAAUUCGCUGGGUUCUAACAGUGCCAGGUUUAAGAGAUUUCAAUGCUGAAGAAUUCAUGAAAAUAUGUGCAGAAAAGGUAGGCAUUAGAAGAGAACAACUGACAAUAGCAAUGGAACCAGAGGCAGCGUCAAUCUUUUACUUAUACAAAAGUAUGAGAGAAAAACCUAAAAUGGACAAUAAGUACAUGGUUAUUGAUGUAGGAGGAGGAACCUUUGAUGUGAGUGUACACGAGGUUUUAAACGAAAAUCAUCUACGUCAACUCUGUUCGCCUUCCGGUGGACCCUAUGGUGGCACAACUGCAAAUAAACAUUUUUUGAAGAUAUUGACAGAAAUAGUAGGCCCAGAUGUCAUGAAAUCACUAAAAACGGAGCAUUCAGGAAGCUAUCUUGAACUAAUGAGAGAGUUUGAUUGCGCUAAACGUGUAAAGCUAUCGAAACAUAAUAGAAAAACAAUCAAUUUUACGUUCCCUAUAACAAUAUUUAAUCGGUUAUGUAAUCGUUAUUACCACCGUCAUUUUCAACAAAUGAUAAAGGAAUCUAAACACAAAAAUAAUAUCUCAAUAGUUGGGGACAAGUUACGAAUAGCUAAAGAAACAAUGUAUUCAUUUUUCGUUACGUCUGUUCAGCAAAUAGUUAAAGAAAUAGACACAGUCUUAAGAAUUGUGGACGGUGAAGUGAAAAAUAUACUGUUAGUUGGCGGUUUUGCUGAAUCUGAAAUAUUACAAGACAAGAUUAGGAAAUCGUUUCCUGAGAAAGUUCUAGUAGUAUUUGAAGAAUCUGAUCUGAUUGUUCUAAAAGGAGCAGUCCUAUUUGGUCAUCAACAACAUAUUAUUGACAGAAUUAUAUAACAAUGGUGUAUGAUAUAUUGAGAUAUAAAACGAAAUAAAAGAUAUGUUGGAAACUUUUUGUCUAAAACACACAACAAAUAAAAGACUUAAUGUUUAAACAGAUAUGAUUACAUCAUGUACAUAUAACGCAGACAUAUUCAUACGGAAUACAUGCAGAAAAUAAGUAACAGCAUCAUAUGGAUAUUUAACUCUAUGCUCAGAGUAUACGGUAGUGUUUCAAUGUAUUGCUAAUGAAAUUAUCGCACUUUAUUUUAAUAAUUUCUACAAAAAGUCGGCACUCCUAUCACUUGUAAAUUUUAUUUCAAAACAAUCAUAUCAAUAUAAACAGUUCCUCAUAAUCUGAUAAAAUAAAUUUCCAAUCUUUUAGUCAUUUUCAAAAUUAUCUAUUGCGGCUAGUUCAGACAAUUCCAUAUCAGUUAAUUCAGAUAUGUGCAUCCAAUGUUCAGACUUUUCAGUAGUUAUUGACUACCUGUGAAUAAAGUAUCAUCCUGAAUUGUCUACAAGCGAUUGUCUGAAUAGUACUGUACAUUCUUUUGAAAGACUGAACACGACUGAAUAGUUUUUUAAGACUUUUCAGGUACUAUAAAGAUCAAUAAGACCUUUUAUGACUAAAAUUCAUUUAGUAAUGUACGGAUAUUAAAUAUGGAAUUGAGAAAGGAGACGGGGAAUGCGUCAAUUAGACAACCACUCGACCAAAACAAAGAAAAUAGCCCAAGGAAACAAAAUCGGUCUCAACGCACCAUAACAUCACGCACAUAGAGGCAAGCUUCAGCUUGCCCCGUAACAAUCAGUUAUACGAGUUAACGGAAAUGGACGCCACAAUAAACUCCGAAGAAUAAAAAUGGUUAAAAAUAAAAAAAAUGGAGACGUUUGGCGGAAAUUUUUGAGAAAAUAUGUGAAUUUUGUUCAAAAUUGAUAAAAGUAUCGAAAAAUUACAAAAAUCGGAAACGAGUAUCAUUUUGGGUUUUAUAAAUGCAGAUACAUGUUAGUUUUAAAUUCUAGAUACGGUGCUUCUUAAAAAAUGUAUCACGUUAGGUUAUUUGGAAAAUAGAAACAUCGCAAAAUAUAAAAAGAAAGGGUUAACUGAAUCGAGGAUUUUGAAUAUGAUAAAACAUGAAAUGCAAUUUUUGUUCAAAUCUCUUAAAUCAAACACGAAAAAUGAUGCUUUUUCUACUGUGUGUGAGACUUAUUGUAUAUAACUAUAUAUUGUUGCGUGGUCAGGCCAGUCAAUGACCGAUUCAAUACUGAUAAAUUAUCAUAUACAUUGCGCACAACUCCCUUUGUGUACUUUGAAAUUUCUAUUGUGUAUGUAAAUUAUGUAUAUUAUAUACUUGUAACAAGGACAUGUUUUAUUAUAAGCAAAAAUUUACUCACCAUAUCUUUGAAAUAAGUUCUAUUUGGUAAAUAAAAAAAUCAUAAAUCCAACUUUUAUGAAUGAAUUACGCAUUUCCUUUCACUUAACUUUUAACGAGUAGCACGUGGCAAAAGAUCACUCACCCCGAAAUUGAAUGUAAUAGAAAUUAACAUAACAAACGAACUGAUUGAAGUGCUAUAAAAUUGAAACUGACAAAUAAAUACAGGUAGCUGUUGUGAGAAAAAAAAAUGCAGAUAGAAUGAAUUCUUAUUUCAAAUGAUUAUAUAUGGUGAGUUGUAUAAAUAUACAAAUAGAGGAUAAUUACAUGUACAUUUGUAUAUAUACGUACAUAGAUAGCUGAUAAUUAUUUAUAAUGGGGGUGUAAUCCAUCAUUUGCUUUUUCACCGACAACCGAGACUGUAAAAAAUUGGGGCCCCUUAGUUGCUUCCCUGGGCAAUGUUGGGUUGAUGUUACAGAUGAUGAACUAAUAAAAUAGGUUGAAAAUUAAACAAAAAGAAAAGAAAUUAAAAAAAAAAAA